AACCAAUUUAGGCAGUUAGGUAAACUUUAUUUAUUCAGAAAAUCUCACAGAGAAAACAAAUGUUGAUCCAUAAAAUCAAAAUGACCACAUUAGGAAUAUGAUCAGGGAUGAUGUCAGUGCAACACAGUGGGCUGUAAUCCAGGUAAAUACCGGCUGAUCUUAAUGCCUUUGAUCUAAAUGUCUUUAGGGAAAACAAAACUAAACCACCGUCCAGUAGUGGACUGGACUGCAAAUCUGUUUCCCUCAAAGCCAGAAGAUGGAGGCACAAGCAGGAAGUAGACGUUGGACCUUUUAAAAUAUUAUAAGUAAUAUUAUAUAUAAUAUUAUGUAUAAAUACUUUAUAAUAGCACAAUUAACAGUGAUUUAAAAAAAAACUAUUAGACUCACAUCUACUAAUACUCUGUUUGAUGACUCUCUACCCCUCACAGUAAGUAUAGCGUCUAUUUGCCUUAGGAUUUGUUUAUGAGCCAAGGGUCAUUUUGGAGAUAGUGAUCUGCCCACACUCCACCUACUGCUGAGUUACGGUCCGUGCAGACGCAAAGCGCGUUUCCUUCUUCGAUUCGCAAAAGGGUUAGAGGCUGAAGCAUGGCUCGUCGCGUCGCAGUGAUCGGCGGAGGCAGCUCAGGUCUGGCCUGCAUCAAGUGCUGCCUGGAUGAAGGGCUGGAGCCCGUCUGCUUCGAAAGCAGCGACGACAUCGGCGGCUUGUGGAGGUUUAAGGAGAACCCAGAACCAGACAGGGCCAGUAUCUACCACUCUGUCAUCAUCAACACCUCCAAGGAGAUGAUGUGUUUCAGUGACUUUCCCAUUCCUGCACACUUCCCAAACUUCAUGCACAACUCCCUGAUCAUGGACUACUUUCGGAUGUAUGCUGAGCGCUUCCAGCUGAGCAAGCACGUACGCUUCAAUACCAAAGUGUUGCAGGUGAAGCAGAGAUCAGAUUUCUCUCACUCCGGCCAGUGGGAUGUUGAAACAGAGAACAAGGCCGGAAGAAAGGAGAGACACAUUUUUGAUGCUGUGAUGAUCUGCAUUGGACAUCACUGUCACCCACACCUGCCUCUGCAUGACUUCCCAGGCAUUGACACGUUCGCGGGGAAGUAUUUCCACAGUCGAGACUACAAGACUCCAGAGGAGUGGAGGAAUAAAAAGGCUGUAGUGAUCGGAAUAGGAAACUCUGGAGGCGACAUCGCAGUGGAGCUGAGCAGAGUCACCAAACAGGUUUACCUGAGCACUCGAAGGGGAGCCUGGAUUCUAAACAGAGUUGGGAUCAACGGCAUCCCCCUUGAUCUAUCUUUUGACAGAAACUUAAAUUUUCUUAGGAAAAUCCUUCCCUUUGGUGUUUUUUGUAGUUUGGGAGAGAGGCGACUCAACCAAAGAUUUGAUCACAGCCUCUACAACCUCAAGCCAAAGCACAGGUUGUUAAGUCAACAUCCCACAGUGAACGAUGAGCUGCCCAACCGGAUCCUCUCUGGAACCGUUCAAGUGAAACCCAACAUUCGCAGAUUUCAGGGAUCCACUGUGGAAUUUGAUGAUGGAAGCAAAGUGGAGGAUGUUGACCUGGUGGUAUUUGCUACAGGAUACAGGUUUUCCUAUCCCUUUCUGACCUCCAACGUGGUCUCAGUGUCUGAGAACAAAACAGAUGUGUACAAGUUCGUGUUUCCUCCUGAACUGGACCGGCCCACGCUUGCCAUCAUUGGACUGGUGCAGCCACUGGGAGCCAUCAUGCCCAUCUCUGAGAUGCAAGCCAGAUGGGCCACACGGGUCUUUAAAGGCUGCAUCAAGCUUCCUUCAGCCGCCGCCAUGUUGAAGGACAUUCGCUACAAGCAGGAGACAAUGGCUAAAAGGUACGUCGCCAGUCAGAGACACACCAUCCAGGUGGACUUCGUCAGCUACAUGGAUGAGAUAGCAGAACUAGUGGGGGUUCGACCAAACAUCCCAAGACUGCUGCUGUCUGAUCCCAGGCUGGGCCUCAACGUGCUGUUCGGUCCCUGCACCCCAUAUCAGUACCGUCUGAGAGGGCCGGGGAAGUGGGCUGGGGCCCGUGAGGCCAUCCUCACUCAGUGGGAGAGGGUGGUUCAACCCAUGCAGACCAGGCCCUGUGACGAGCCCAAACCCAAGAGAUCCUUCACGUGGCUUCUGCUUCUGUCAGCUGCUUGUGUGGGUUUGGCUGCAUACGUUUACAGGAACAACCCACCAGGCUUCUUACAAGAUCCCACUGCACUGUUAAACAAGAUCAAACUGUACCUGCCUGGACAGUGAUGAGCAGCUCAUACUGAAUGUUCUUCGGCUUUAGUCAUUCUUUUAACAAUUGUAUCUGUGAUUGUGUUAUUUUUACAUGACAGCUCCAGGUCAAUUUCAAGAAGGGAGUAAACGAAUUCCAUCAGCUAAGACUGAAGUCGAACAUGAAUGAGUUGUUGUGAUGUGUCAGAUCAUUUCUCUUGUGGUUUAUGUAACUAAUAUUGAUUGUUGUGUUUGUGUUGGUAACCCAGCUAGGAUUUCUGUGAGGUUAAGUGUAUGUUCACUCUACAACAGGAAAAUGGCCUUUCAAAUUAAAAUGCAACAUUGGACAAUAGGAAUAGUUCAAAAUAAUUUGCUGGUCAAUACACACUAUAGUAAGUUUUAAUCAUGGUUUUAAACACUAGCUGGUGUUUUAUUAGGUAAAAGGAUGUUAUUCAGGAUGAUGCCUGAUUUGUGUGACUCUGGUGUGGGAUGUCUAACUUCUUAAUUAGAUUAAUAUUGCGUAAUCGUCUGACUUAAUCUACAGACGUGUAAAAUGCACAUUUACAUUAUGUUUAGAUUUAGAUAAUACAUUUGUUAUCAUUCAGUUGUCUGUGAUUCUCAAAGUUAAGAUUGACAUACUAUGUCCCAUCUCAUUGUGUUUCCUCGCCUAUAUAAUGCUAGAUUCUCAGUUACUUGGGCUCUAUUAACUAAUUAUUAAGUACAGAUACAAUAAUAAGCACCUAUCAACAGUCUAUUAUUUACCAGGUCAAUAAUAGACUGUUGAUAGACUGGAUUAAUUAAUUACUAUUUUUGUUUGAGUUUUUUUUACUCUCAAUUACAAUACUGUCAUACAAUAAAAAAACAUCAGUCUAAACAG
This is a messenger RNA of Betta splendens (Siamese fighting fish), 3094 nucleotides long. RefSeq names its product flavin-containing monooxygenase 5-like. The transcript has 10 exons. NCBI's taxonomy places the organism in Eukaryota, Metazoa, Chordata, Actinopteri, Anabantiformes, Osphronemidae. Gene Ontology annotation, molecular function: flavin adenine dinucleotide binding; N,N-dimethylaniline monooxygenase activity; NADP binding. The record is from RefSeq and is a predicted model, not a curated record. Bases 586 to 2256 code for a protein of 556 amino acids.